AUCUUGCCCCUUUCUCCCACUUGCCCUCCCGUGAACACGCACUAGGCAGACAUUAUGUCGUUCGGAAAGACGCUAGCACUCUCGACGGGCGCGACGAUCCCGCAGAUCGGACUGGGCACCUGGCUCUCGAAGCCGAAUGAGGUCGAGCGUGCGGUUGAGCAUGCCAUCCGUUCGGGCUACCGCCACAUCGACUGCGCGAUGGUGUACGGAAACCAGGAUGAGGUCGGUCGUGCCUUGAAGAAGGUGAUCCCCUCCGUCGUGAAGCGCGAGGAGCUCUUCAUCACGUCGAAGCUGUGGAACACUUCGCACCGCCCGGAGGAAGUCGAGAAGGAGCUCGACGAGACGCUCAAGCAGCUCCAGCUCGAGUACCUCGACCUCUAUCUGGUGCACUGGCCCGUCGCGUUCCCGCCUGGGCUCAACAAGGGCUUCGAGCCGGAGGACCCGAACAGGCCGGGAUGGGUUAUUCUCGAUACCGAGGUGACUUUGGUGGAUACGUGGAAGGCCAUGAUCGCGCUCCUGAAUACGGGCAAGGUCAAGGCCAUCGGUGUCUCGAACUUCUCGAUUGACCAUAUCAAGGGCAUCGCAGAGGCGACAGGCGUUUGGCCGGUUGCCAACCAGAUUGAGGCGCACCCUCUGCUGCUCCAGGACGACCUCGUCCAAUUCAGCAAGGAGCACAACAUCCACAUCACCGCAUACAGCCCGCUCGGGAACAACAUGGCGGGCCACAAAAAGCUCACAGAGUUCCCCGAAGUGGAGGAGAUCGCGAAGAAGCUAAACGCGACGCCCGCGCAGGUCCUCAUCGCCUGGGGCGUAAAGCGCGGCUACUCCGUCAUCCCGAAGAGCGUCACACCAGAACGCAUCGAGUCGAACUUCCAGCAGGUCGAGCUGCCGGACGAGGACUUCGAGACGCUGACGAACCUCGGGCGCAAGACCCCGAAGCGGUUCAAUGUGAAGACGACGUACCCGGUGUUCUGGGAUAUCAACAUCUUCAACGACGACGCGGAGAAGACGGCGACGAACCAGAUCAAGGUCGCGUGAGCGCUGGGACGUAGUACUGGAAAGUGGAAGCGCAGUGUACGGUACUUAUCUGUAUUCAUAUCGAACGUUGAGGUAUGCCAUGCAGCCAUGGGACGGCAUACCUGCCGUCCGUCAUAUGUCGC
Trametes versicolor FP-101664 SS1 is the source of this 1160-nucleotide messenger RNA. RefSeq names its product Aldo/keto reductase. NCBI's taxonomy places the organism in Eukaryota, Fungi, Basidiomycota, Agaricomycetes, Polyporales, Polyporaceae. The transcript has 8 exons. The record is from RefSeq and is a predicted model, not a curated record. The coding region runs from base 55 to 1038 and encodes 327 amino acids. Gene Ontology annotation, molecular function: aldose reductase (NADPH) activity. Gene Ontology annotation, cellular component: cytosol.